Messenger RNA from Solanum tuberosum (potato), 2637 nucleotides. RefSeq lists its product as uncharacterized. Gene Ontology annotation, biological process: mRNA catabolic process. The coding region runs from base 12 to 2141 and encodes 709 amino acids. Gene Ontology annotation, molecular function: demethylase activity; mRNA binding. The record is from RefSeq and is a predicted model, not a curated record. The transcript has 6 exons. Lineage: Eukaryota; Viridiplantae; Streptophyta; Magnoliopsida; Solanales; Solanaceae.
AGCUCGCCGCUAUGCUCGGCCACCACCACCGAAGCAGCAAAACCGAUCGUUUCCUCCUCGAUUACAACGCCGAUGAACUACGAAUCGCCGGUGAAUUUCUAUCUAACUGGUUCCCCUUUCUCUCCCUUGACUUCUGCAGCAGCUGUACGCAUACGCUUUCCCGUCGUAUCCGAUUCCUCGGACGUGAAGCUGUUGGUGAUGCAGAACAACUGAAGCAACACGAGAAUUUCACAGUUUUGACUCCAGAACUUCCUGAUUCUAAUGGCUGUAACGGAAAUCUUGACAAUUGUUACAGCAAUUCACUUGGGAGUUGGCAAGAUUGUGUUGUCUUAAAUGGUACUGCAGAUACAAACUCAUUGGGUAGUUGGAAAGACGGUGCAGUUGUGCAAGGGCCUUCUGCUGAGGCAUUGGCACGCAGGAAUAAAUCAGAUAGUUAUGUAGGUGGUGCAGAUCGGUCACUUCUGAGUUUGAAAGGUUAUGCUGACUUAAACGAUACUGCAGAUACAAACUCAUUGGGUAGUUGGAAAGACGGUGCAGUUGUGCAAGGGCCUUCUGCUGAGGCAUUGGCACGCAGGAAUAAAUCAGAUAGUUAUGUAGGUGGUGCAGAUCGGUCACUUCUGAGUUUGAAAGGUUAUGCUGACUUAAACGAUACUGCAGAUACAAACUCAUUGGGUAGUUGGAAAGACGGUGCAGAUGUGCAAGAGCCUUUUGAUGAGGCAUUGGCGCCCAGGAACAAAUCAGUUAACUAUGUAGGUGGUGCAGAUCGCCCACUUGGGAGUUGGAAAGACUGUGCUGACUUAAAUGAUACUGCAGAUACAAACUCAUUGGGUAGUUGGAAAGACGGUGCAGAUGUGCAAGAGCCUUUUGAUGAGGCAUUGGUGCCCAGGAACAAAUCAGAUAGUUAUGUAGGUGUUGCAGAUCGCUCACUUGGGAGUUGGAAAGAUUGUGCCGACUUAAAUGAUACUGUAGAUACAAACUCAUUGGGUAGUUGGAAAGACGGUGCAGAUGUGCAAGAGCCUUUUGAUGAGGCAUUGUCGCCCAGGAACAAAUCAGAUAAUUAUUCAGGUGGUGCAGAUCACUCAUCAAGACCUGUUAAAGAGACAUCGAGAAGUAAAACUUUCCGUUCAUCGAGACCUGCAGCAAUCUGGACAAUGAAAAUGCCAUUGGCAGAUAUGUCUCAGGAGGAUGAGCUUGAUGCUGAAGAGAUUAGUGAGUCAAGUAUCCGUAGUAGCCAGUUACGUAAUGGAAAUGGUGUGAACAAAGAGGAAACUUCUGUACAGGGGGCUAAGCCAAAAAUGGAGUUGUCUAGGGAGCAUAGAGAGCACAUUCGGUUUUGUAAUGUAAAGAGGAAAAAGGAUUUCAUUUGUUUGGAGAGGGUUAAUGGGAAGAUUGUGAAUAUACUUGAUGGGUUGGAGCUACAUACUAGUGUCUUCAGCAUGGCUGAGCAAAAUAGGAUAGUUAAAUUUGUGGAGAAACUUGAGGAGAUGGGGAGGAGUGGACAGUUAAAAGAGCGAACUUAUACAGCGCCACAGAAAUGGAUGAGGGGCAAGGGACGUGUGACAAUCCAAUUUGGUUGUUGUUACAACUAUGCAACAGACAAGAAAGGCAACUCGCCAGGGAUUCUCAAGAGUGUAACUGUUGACCCAUUGCCUGAUCUUCUUAAGAACAUGAUUAGAAGGCUUGUAAAAUGGCAUGUAUUGCCUCCAGAUUGUGUUCCAGACAGCUGUGUUGUCAAUAUUUAUGAUGUGGGAGAUUGCAUACCACCUCAUAUCGACAGUAAUGAUUUUGUUCGUCCAUUUUGUACUGUUUCUUUCCUCAGCGAGUGCAAUAUAGUUCUUGGAUCAAACUUGAAAACUGUAGGUCCGGGUGACUUUGCUGGUGCAAUUGCAAUUCCCUUGCCAAUGGGGUCUGUACUCGUCUUGAAUGGGAAUGGAGCUGAUGUGGCUAAACAUUGUGUGCCAGCUGUUCCUACUAAAAGAAUAUCAAUUACAUUUAGGAGAAUGAAUAAAUCUAGAAGACCAAUUGGAUGUGCUCCUGAGCAGGAUCUACUAGGUCUUCAGCCUUUAUCCCAUGAAGCAGAUAGAUAUGAGAAAUCAAAAACCUAUAAACCAUGGCAUUCAAAGCAGUUGACAAGGACCUGAAAACAGGUGGGAAGACGAGAAGAGAAUAAGGAAAUAGUAAAGAUAUCAUUCAAAGCCAUAUUACAUAAAUCGAAAUUGACAAGGACCUGUAAAUAGGGGAAGUGUCAGGGUUUAAAUAGAUGAUUAGACGCAUGUCGUGACUAUGCAGGUUGGUCCAUCAUCUUCUGCAAUUAUGGAAACUGUUGGUAUUGUUGUGUUCUCAUUUUAUCUUUUAAACCUGGAGAUGGACGGAUGGAUGGAUCUGCUUUAGGCUCGAUAUGUGAUCUUGAGUUUCCAUGCUAAUUUGCAGCUUGGAGAAAUAUUGGUGGAAAUUGAUCUCAUUCGUACUUUAAAAUUGCAACUUGGGUGAGAAAAGUCAACCUUGAUUACUUUUGAUUGUGUUCAAUUCCAUAUGAUGUAAUUCUACUAGCAGAAAUGAGAGUUAUACGCGUAUACUAUGUGGAAAAGGACCAAGUGAAAUGCACAAAUGAUAAUUUUUGGGUUAACAUUUCAGUUA